Messenger RNA from Sus scrofa (pig), 3550 nucleotides. RefSeq names its product armadillo repeat containing X-linked 3 (gene ARMCX3). Gene Ontology annotation, molecular function: protein binding. NCBI's taxonomy places the organism in Eukaryota, Metazoa, Chordata, Mammalia, Artiodactyla, Suidae. Gene Ontology annotation, cellular component: mitochondrion. The record is from RefSeq and is a predicted model, not a curated record.
CUCUCACGUGACCAAGAGCUGACGUGUGCAGAAGUCCUUCUUGUUCUGGUCGUUGUUCCCCGUCUGAGUACCAGCUCCCCACUGCCCUGAGGGUGAGCGGGCCGGUGGCAGAGGGAAGGAGGAGGAGAAGGAAAUUGUCCCGGAUCCCUGCAGGUCAGUGCCAGGGAGAUUCCAGAAGGUGGGGGUGGCCGAGGGUGCAGGGCGCAGACCGUCGCGGGUCUUGGGGCGCCUCUGUUGUCUCUCCCACUCGCCGCCGGCUUUGCAAGACAUCUGUCCCGCCCGCAGCCCAUUUCGAUGCUGCGAAAUGUCUUUCUGUAGGUUGCGGCACUACGGCAGGCUACAGAAGAGGAAGGAAAUUAACCCCGAUCGGUGAAGGUCGAUUUGAGGGUCUGCUGUAGCAGGUGGCACCAGUUGAAGCGAGGGAGGAAGUUUCCUCGGAUCAGUAGAGAUCACAAGGGUUGUUGGGCGUGGCACACCUCCAGGGGAGGGAAGAAGGGGCAAACUGCUUGUCUGGAGGAGGUCCACUUGUAGUGUCAGCUACUGUGGCCUUGAAGUGGGGCUGAAGACAAGACGAUCACCCUCUGCAGGCCUGCACCCAGCCAGGCCUAUAGCCAUCCUCCCCCAGCCUGAGUGACUACUCUGUUCCUUGGUCCCUGAUACUGUCAGGGACGAUUGCAUGGGCUACGCCAGGAAAGUAGGCUGGGUGACUGCGGGACUGGUGAUUGGGGCUGGCGCCUGUUACUGCAUUUACAGACUGACCAGGGGAAGAAAACAGAACAAGGAGAAAAUGGCUGAGGGCGGGUCCGGGGACGUGGAUGAUGUUGGGGACUGUCCUGGGGCCAGGUACAAUGACUGGUCAGACGAUGAUGAUGACAACAGUGAGAACAAAGGUAUAGUAUGGUAUCCACCUUGGGCCCGAAUUGGGACUGAGGCUGGGACCAGAGCUAGGGCCAGAGCAAGGGCCAGGGCUACCCGGGCACGGAGGGCCGUCCAGAAAAGGGCUUCCCCCAAUUCAGAUGAUACCGUUUUGUCCCCUCAGGAGCUACAAAAAGUUCUUUGCUUGGUUGAGAUGUCUGAAAAGCCUUAUAUUCUUGAAGCAGCUUUAAUUGCUCUGGGUAACAACGCUGCUUAUGCGUUUAACAGAGAUAUUAUUCGUGAUCUGGGUGGUCUCCCAAUUGUGGCAAAGAUUCUCAAUACUCGGGAUCCCAUAGUUAAGGAAAAGGCUUUAAUUGUCCUAAAUAACUUGAGUGUGAAUGCUGAAAAUCAGCGCCGGCUUAAGAUAUACAUGAAUCAAGUGUGUGAUGACACAAUCACUUCUCGCUUGAACUCAUCUGUGCAGCUGGCGGGACUAAGAUUGCUUACGAACAUGACUGUUACUAAUGAGUAUCAGCACAUGCUUGCUAAUUCCAUUUCAGACUUUUUUCGUUUAUUUUCAGCGGGAAAUGAAGAAACCAAAUUUCAGGUUUUGAAACUCCUUUUGAAUUUGGCUGAAAAUCCAGCCAUGACUAGAGAACUGCUUAGGGCCCAAGUACCAUCUUCGCUGGGCUCCCUCUUUAAUAAGAAGGAGAACAAAGAGGUGAUUCUUAAGCUUCUAGUCAUAUUUGAGAACAUAAUUGACAAUUUUAAAUGGGAAGAAGAUGAACCUACUCAGAAUCAGUUCAGCGAAGGUUCACUUUUUUUCUUUUUAAAAGAAUUUCAAGUGUGUGCUGAUAAGAUUCUGGGGAUAGAAAGUCAUCAGGAUUUUUUGGUGAAAGUAAAAGUUGGAAAAUUCAUGGCCAAACUGGCUGAGCAUAUGUUCCCAAAGAGCCAGGAAUAACUUCUUGAUUUUGUAGUUUAGAAGCAACACACGUUGUAAACUGUUCCUUUUCUCCACCUUGUUUAUAUGGUAAAGGAAUUCUUUCAGCUGCCAAUUUUGAGUAAUGAAUAUCAUAUUGUAUCCUCAACACUGAUAUUUAUCUGAGUUGGUCUUCAGGUCUAAGCUGGAUGAGUGAAUAUCACUACUUGUUCUGAAAACACGUUUGUUGCUUUUUAUCUUGCUGCCUAGAUUGAAAUAUUUUUACUCUUUCUUCUGCAUAAGUGACAGUGAACUAAUUCAUCAUAAAUAAGCUCCUUCCUGUCAUUUGCAUUGACUUCAUUUGUGUAUCAUCAAUAAAGUUGUGCAUUAAUGCUGAGAAAAAAAAAAGAAAGAAAGAAGGAAAGAAACCAUCCUUGUCUUUCAGUUUAUAAUCUAGUUGGAGAGAUAAGAAACAUGCAAACAAAAAGAUAACAGAAUAACUCGAACAUAGAUACUCAUUGUCAAAUAUGUGAGCUCAGAGCACAGAGGAAGCAAAGACUUCUGUGGGAUACAGUAGUCAGUUACAGAUUUUUGGAAAAAGUGGUCAUUGAAAAUGAAUUCUCAGUGGGGUGGGUAGUUAGGGCAUUCCAUGUGAUGGGAGUGAGGGGGGGACUGGUGUGAGAAAGGUAUGGAGGUAGGAACUCUUCCUAUGACAGUGAGGAGACUAGUCUGCUUAGUGUGGAAGUAAACAGAUUUGGGAAGCCAGCUGCAGCCAGUUUGUGAACUCUUUCAAUAUUAUCCCACUGAACACUGAGAGCCACUAAAUAAUUCUGACUAGGAAGGAUAAUUGUAAUUCAUAUAAAAGUCCCUCUUUCAUCUAUUGUGCAAUGUCCAUGAGGGUGUGGCAAAAUGGACCCUUUCAAAAUGGACCUUACAGUGGCACAGGGUUUGUGAAGGGCCAUUUGGCAAUAUAUAUCAUAAGCCUUAAAAUAUGUAAACCCUUUGUCCUAAGGAAAUAAUUGAAACAUUGGCCAAAGAUUGUAUUACAAGGCUGUAACUCUCAGAACUGUGUGAAAGAGUAAAAAUUGGAAACAACCUAAAUGUCUAGCACACUGGAUUGGUUAAUAAAUUAAGGAAUGUUCACACGGUCUAAGAUAAACAUGUUGAUUAGAAUUCAUAUUGCCAGGAAAAGAUAUUCAUUAUGAAUUGUUAAGUGAGAAAGGUAGGUUAGAUAGCAGUAUUUAUAGUAUGAUUCCAUUUUUUUUUGAGAAUAUAAAACAUGUUUAAGUAGAUACUAAAAACUCUGGAAUUACAGAUAUCCAGAGUAACAGUGGUUAUCUUUGGGUGAAAGGAUAGAGUGAUUUUUACCUUUUUACUUUUUAUUCAUCUACAUAUUCUUAUUUAUGUAAAACCAAUAAUUAUUUUUCAAAAAUUUUUAAAAAAGAAAAGCAUUGGGAAUGAAGCAGUGAUUGGUUGGAGCAUGUACUGAGCCGAAAAAACAAUUAAACAGGAGAUGGGUUUAAGUUUUCUCUUUGAAAUAAUAGGUGAGUACUGAAGAUGGCACUCAUUGUGAGGACAGAUGAAGAAAUACAUGCGGAAUACUUAGAAUGUUUUGGCACGUAGCAUUUAAUUAAGAAAAGUGAGUACGCUUAAUUCCCUAGAAUUCAGGACUGAUCAUUCUUUUGGUUGACCUUUGUUUUGCUGGGGGCGUUCUGCCACGUGUCAGCAUCAUUUAAUAAAUAAUAACAACAAUAAAGGUUAGCAUUUAUUAAGUUA